AUGACGGCCUCUCUGCGUGGUGGGUCACAGGCAGAAUGGUAUGUUGUGCACUACGAAGACAGAGAGCAACAACGUGAUAUGUCUCCCUUAACACAGGCAGAAACAGCACCGGAGAGCGGCAGGGAUGGUCCUAAUGUCCAAGACACCUCAGGGCAGAACAACUCCGACCCAGCUGGAGCAGGCAGCUCUUUGACCUCACAGAGUUUGGUUGCUCCUGCUGGGGUCUCUGCAGGUACUUCAGCUGCAGCGUCAUUCUUCAUAAGAGCAGCACAGAAGCUUAACCUGUCCUCAAAGAGAAAGAAGUACCACCCGCCCCUGCCACACUCCCAUGACUUCUCUAUCUAUGCUACCAAUUUUAGUGGCAUACUGCAGUUAUGUCCUCCCCCAGCACCACCAUGCCUUCUGAGAGCUGUGUCAAAAAUCAAGGACAACCCUGGCAUUGGAAAGGUGAAAGUGAUGGUGAGAAUCUGUCCUUCUCAUGGAACUCAUGACACAUCCGAAUCCAUGUCAUUUCUAAAGGUAGACCCUCGAAAAAAGCAAAUCACACUUUAUGAUCCAUCUACAAGUGGACCCUCCAACUUGGGUCACAGGAGAGGUGUUGUUGCUGUCCCAAAGAUGUUUGCCUUUGAUGCAGUGUUCCCUCAGGAUGCUUCACAGGCUGAGGUAUGCUCUGGAACAGUAGCAGAAGUAAUCCAGUCUGUUGUGAAUGGUGCAGAUGGUUGCAUAUUUUGCUUUGGUCAUGUCAAGCUUGGUAAAUCUUACACCAUGAUUGGGAAAGAUAACUCCACACAAAGCCUUGGUGUCAUUCCCUGUGCGAUUUCUUGGCUCUUCAAGUUAAUCAACGAACGUAAAGAAAAAACUGGGACUCGUUUCUCUAUUAGAGUGUCUGCCGUGGAGAUCAGUGGCAAAGAUGAAAACCUUAAAGAUUUGCUAGCUGAAGUAGCCACCGGCAGCCUGCAGGAUGGCCAGUCUCCAGGGGUUUAUCUGAGAGAGGAUCCGAUAUGUGGAACCCAGCUUCAAAACCAAAGUGAGCUAAGGGCCCCGACAGCAGAAAAAGCUGCCUUUUUCCUUGAUGCUGCAAUUGCUGCCAGAAGUACCAGCAAACCUGAAUGUGAUGAAGAAGACAGGAGGAAUUCACAUAUGCUGUUCACGUUUCACAUAUAUCAGUAUCGCAUGGAGAAGAGUGGCAAAGGAGGAAUGUCAGGAGGACGUAGUCGCUUGCAUCUUAUUGAUCUAGGAAGCUGUGAAAAAGUGCUGAGCAAGAGUCGAGACGGAGGAGGUUCUCUGUGCCUGUCUCUUUCUGCCCUAGGCAAUGUAAUUUUGGCCUUAAUUAAUGGUGCUAAACAUGUGCCAUAUAAAGACAACAAGUUGACUAUGUUGCUGAGAGAAUCACUUGGGAAUAUCAACUGCAGAACAACGAUGAUUGCUCAUAUUUCCGACUCCCCGGCAAAUUAUGCAGAAACACUCGCAACAACUCAGCUUGCAUCUCGAAUCCACCGAAUGAGAAAGAAGAAAUCCAAGUAUGCAUCCAGCUCAUCUGGAGGGGAAAGUUCAUGUGAAGAAGGCCACAUUCGAAGACCACCUCACUUGAGACCAUUUCACCCACGGACUGUAGCCCUGGACCCUGAUAUUCCUGUACUGAGUAUAUCUAGUGAUCCUGAUUAUUCCUCCAGUAGCGAGCAAUCGUGUGAUACUGUCAUCUAUGUUGGUCCCAAUGGUGCAGCUUUGUCCGACAGGGAGCUGACUGAUAAUGAAGGACCUCCAGAGUUUGUUCCUAUAAUCCCUUCCCUGAACAAAAAGAGAAGCAAAGACAACUCUGCUAUUGCUAGAAGUUCUGACAAGGACCAUUUUAAAUGCAACACUUUUGCUGAAUUGCAAGAAAGGUUAGAAUGUAUUGAUGGAAGCGAGGAGCCGAUGAAGUUUGCCUGUGGAGAAAUACCCAUUGCAUCCAGCUGUAGUUCAGCCCCGGGGAGUACAGAAAAUAUGCAGUCUAAACUGAUAAAGGAAAAAACAUCCUCUUCUUGUGGAGGGUAUAAGAAACCUGUUCCACCGGAAACCGCAUCUCCAAAAAAGGGACAAAACCUUAAUUUGCAGGCCGGUGUGCAAAGAGCUGGGGUCUGUCACGAGAAUAACUCCCCACACGUGAAAGGGGAACAUCCCAAACAGCAAGCCAAAGCUGAAGGCAAGAAACCAGACCCAGCUUUGGAUGGGGAGAGAGAGAAAGAGACAAUCACAGAUUCACUGAAAUUGUCAAAAUGCAACCCUUCCAGGAGUCGAGAGCAGAGUAAGGCCAUGACUGAACCUAUAGUUAAAGAAAAAGCUCUGUAUGUGAAGAGACCUUUGCCAAGCCCUGCGCCCCCACCCCCGCAACAGAAAGACCAUGCUCUGAAGUCCAAAGAAGCAUGUGAGGUGGACAAUAGCAAUGCAAUCCGGACUCCUCCCGUAGGAAUGAGCAAACAAAUGGCAAGCAAACCAGAGCAUAACCCUGCAGAAAGCAUGCUUUUAGUUGGUAGCAAUGGGCCGAAUCAGGCAGGUGCUAUAGAGGUUCAUAGUUUCCGAUCAGCCUUCAGAGGAAAAUGUUUUGACCGGGAUAUACUGACAACCACUGUGACUUUACAGCAGCCUGUGGAGCUCAAUGGGGAGGAUGAGCUGGUUUUUACGGUGGUAGAGGAACUCUCCAUCAGCGGGAUUUUGGAUAAUGGAAGACCUUCCAGCAUCAUUAGCUUUAACAGCGACUGUUCCCUUCAGGCUCUUGCGUCGGGCUCCAGGCCGGUUAGUAUUAUUAGCAGUAUAAAUGAUGAGUUUGAUGCUUAUACCUCUCAGGAAAGCUGUACUGGUGUAAAUAUCGAUAUUGUUGUGCCCUUUGCUGAGGAUCCAUUUUCUAGUAGCAGACGUUCGUCCAUCAGUUCUUGGCUGAGUGAAGUGAGCAUUUGUACCAUUGAAAGUGAUGGAGCCCAGUCCAGUGACAGUUUUGUUGCACAGUCAGCCUUCAGCUGUAAUAAGUCCAAGGAGCCUUUUAACUUGGAUUCAUCCAACGUAACUGCCCCACUGAAAAGCUCCCUGAAUGACAGUGGAUUUUGCUUUUCUGAGCUGGAGAAUGAGAGCAUGAGUUCCUGCAAAAUGUCUUCAUGCCAGAGCCCGCAAACCUCUGAAUUAACCAAAGCAUCUCAGAUGAAAAGUGCUUUUUGUGUAACUGAUCAGCCCGUAAAAGUUAAACUCAGUAACUGUCGAGAUACAUCUGUGAUAGAAACGAUACAUUCUAGUCUUCCUAGGAAAACAAAAACUACCUCAUCUCCAACCCACGAUAAUGCCAUCCUAAACUACAGAGAACUGCAGAAUCCACGUGACAUGUUUGAUGAUCCCUGGCUGUUGCGCGCAGAUAAUCAAUCAGAAGCAAAAACUGAAGACUCCCUGCUGUCCCCAAAAUCUCUUCCAUUUGGUACUGAGAAGCAGCCAGCCAAAGCUGCCCAAUAUUUCAGUAGUGCCGCCAGGCCAACUAAAUCGCAGACAAUGCUUGCGUGUUCUCAGAGGGUUGUAGAUGGUUGUGAAAUGGUUUGCAAAUCUUCCAAUGGAGCCAAUAAAAAAUCGGAAGCAGCAAUGAAGAUGCCCCAGCUUAAGAGAGGAGCCACCACCCUGGGUGUGAUGCCAGUGACACACAGUAAUAAUGGUCCAUCAGAGGCAACGGCUAGAGGAAAUUCUGAAAUUGCCUUUGCUGGUGGUAGCCUGAAAUCAUCUCUGGGAAAGAAGUGUCUGCCACAAAAAUGUAGCAUGCUCCCAAGGCCGAGUGGGACGAUACCCCCAACACCACCUGUACGCAAAUCAAGCCUAGAGCAGAAAAAUGUGGCACUGGUAAGUGGUGGGGGCAAAACGGCUGGAGUGGAGUCUGCUAGAAUCACAGCAACAAAAGCUGAGGAAGAGGCAGACCUGCGGUCAAAAGCCGGGCCUUAUCUUAAUGAAAGUGCCGGCAGUAAAACCAACCUCAAGGGAGACCAUUCUUUGCCUAAAAUGACUUCCAGCUUAAAGACUAAAACAUCUAAAAGUGAAACGGUUCAUCGAUAUGGGAGUCACAUGUCUCUCGAGAGGUGUGAAAGUCUGACGUCAGUUGGAUCCAAAGCAAAUAUGAUGAGGGAAACUGGUAAUGUUAGUGCGAGCAAUGGGAGAGCAGGGCGAUCUGUCCCAAGGCUGGGCGUUCCCCCCGUUGCUUCAGGUGCGACUUCACCACAGUCGUAUACUGCACCGUUACCCUGUAAAAACAGCCAAGCAAAAAAUGCAACUAAUCCGAAGUCUCAGGCCAAUGGAAAUAAAAACCGCAGUCUUUCUACAAAUGGGUCAAGGUCCCUUAGCUCCUCUGUGAAAUCACUGACUCAGUCUGUUGGAAAGAGCUCUAGCAUUCCUCCCAGUGGGAAAACUGCCCCACGAUCGAUGCAGGGUGUCAACAGCAAACCUGGCAGAGGAACUAUUAUGGGGACGAAGCAGGCAAUUAGGGCAGCCAACAGCCGUGUUAAUGAACUGGUCUCAGGCAGUUCUGCGAAGGUGGGGCAUUUCAGAGGUUCCACGGACUCUGACAGUGGGAACGACAGUGGUAUAAACCUCAGCGAUGAAAAGUCACAAAUUCCAGUGUUGCCAUCUCCAUACAGCAAGAUAACUGCGCCCCGGAGGCCUCAGCGGUAUAGCAGUGGGCAUGGCAGUGAUAAUAGUAGUGUGUUAAGUGGAGAACUGCCACCAGCAAUGGGAAGGACAGCUCUUUUCUACCACAGUGGUGGCAGUAGUGGCUAUGAAAGCAUGAUUCGUGACAGUGAAGCAACGGGCAGUGCUUCUUCGGCACAUGACUCGAUGAGUGAAAGUGGAAUGUCAUCGCCGGGAAGGAUGAGAAGUUUGAAAUCCCCCAAGAAAAGAUCAACAGGUCUCCAGCGUCGUAGACUGAUUCCUGCUCCUCUGCCUGAUGCUGCAUCCCUAGGAAGGAAGCCCAGUGUGACUGGCCAGUGGGUUGAUCUACCACCUUUGCCAGGCACUUUAAAAGAGCCAUUUGAAAUUAAAGUUUAUGAGAUUGAUGAUGUGGAACGAUUACAGCGACACAGACAAGAGGAAACUGAGCCUUUCCAGGAUGUUGAAAAGGGUCUGCUGUAUUUCAAUACCAAGCUGAAGAUACUAGAAAGGCGCCAGCAGCGAAUUAGAGAAGUGAAGGCAAAGCAUGAAGUUUUAAAGGAAGAGUUGGAAGAGACAAAAUGCAGGUUGAUGAUGGAUCCAAAUAAGUGGAAAGAAGACUUUGAAGUUGACCCUGACCUUGAUAAGGAGUCUCAGGAGUAUCUCGAGGCACUGGAACAAGUGACAGAGGAACUGGAGCAAUGUGUCAAUCUGUGCAAGUCGCAUGUCAUGAUAGUGACAUGUUUCGAUAUUGGCAUGAUAACUGAUGUGCAAGAUGGAGUGAGAGAAGGUAGUUUUUGAAGAGACUGUAGGAAGUGAAGCAAACCUUCAGCAAGAAGAAGAAAAAGGGAUAUGGCAUUAGGAAGUGAAGGAGGAAAUGUGAAGACUUAAGGCAACGAUGAAUGUUGUAGAAGAUUGAGGAAUUGGAAUGUUUUAUAAAUCAUUAUGGUGCCUCAACCCAACCGGAAGUGUACAAAGACAAAUGUUGAACUAGACAUUUUUUCACAGAGGGGAGCUGAAAAAAACAGUACAAACCAAGACUUUAGAAACAAAAAAACAAACAACAAAAGUGCCUUUGAAGUUAAUUGGAUUUUCAGUUUUGUAUUUGGUGCUAGAAUUAAAGCCAGCAAACCUAAGCAGACCACAAAAUGUAUUCCUAUGAAAUAUUUUAUACUGUAUAGUGUAUUUAUGACUCUAUGUAAGAAAACAAAACAAACAAACAAAAAAAGAACCAACAUUGUAGCAAAAGCAAUAAGUAAAUUAUGUUUUCAUACCUGAACUUGCCUUCUUGUUUCAUAGAAAAGCUGUUUUAUGUAGCAGAACUAAAAUUGUAUUAUAAUUGUUUUCUUGGUUAGAAUUCAAGAUAUUUUUAUGAGCAUUUAUCUAUUGAAAAGGUGUAUUAUGGAAUUUUGAGAUAAUUGUUUUACAUUCUGUUUUUGUAUUAUUCCUUUUCCAGAUCAAAAGAAAUGUUUGUUUUCCAUUUUAUAUAUACAUACCUAUAUUAACUGCUUAACUACUUCCUUGGUUACUAACCUCAGUUAUUAUGGACCCAUUCUUUUUUAGAGUUGUUAACCUAACUCGAGGAAGUCUAGAAAGGGCACUGUGGUUUGUUUGUUUUUUUUCCCUCUGACUGCAGGAAUUGAGAAUUACAUUUAUUAUCAAAAACAUAAAACAAACAAAAAAAGAAAAAAACUUUUUGUAAAUGUUUAUGUUAGGUCCAUAUUUUUAUAUCGUUUUGACUAUAAAAAGCAUUUGCAUUAUGAACUUUUAAGACAAAUAGUAUAUCUUUUUACAGUUUUUCUAAGGAAGGCAAACCCUCAGGAUCAAGUUUAUACAUGCUGCAUGGGAUUUGUGCUUUUUUGAAGGAAACCACUUACGCGUGGAAACUAUUGAUAAAUUGUUGCCAAACAAAUACUUUUGAAAAGGUUUAAUAGCGUAUGUAAUAUCACAUUUCAUAAUGAAUCAUAUUUUCUGAUCAUCUUGCUUUUUAUGUUUUUUUUUCAAAUCCUUUGUACAAAUGUGUAUUAUAACAGCUUGCUUCAGCUUUUAUCUGUGAAUAAAAGAUACAUUUAUUGUUAACAUUG
Messenger RNA from Gavialis gangeticus (Gharial), 6728 nucleotides. RefSeq names its product kinesin family member 26A (gene KIF26A). The record is from RefSeq and is a predicted model, not a curated record. Gene Ontology annotation, biological process: microtubule-based movement. Bases 1 to 5445 code for a protein of 1814 amino acids. The transcript is spliced from 14 exons. Gene Ontology annotation, molecular function: microtubule motor activity; microtubule binding; ATP binding. Lineage: Eukaryota; Metazoa; Chordata; Crocodylia; Gavialidae.